Blepharisma stoltei is the source of this 2306-nucleotide messenger RNA. The record is from the annotation of a GenBank genome assembly. Lineage: Eukaryota; Ciliophora; Heterotrichea; Heterotrichida; Blepharismidae.
AUGUCUUCUUUAAAACGCCUAAACCUCAUAGAAUCCCACCUCACUUCUCGUUUUCCUACAAUUCCCUUUGAUGAGUCUUUAAAUGACUAUAGAAAAAAAGGAACCCCAAUCAACAAGACCCUUCUUUUGGAAUCUUAUCUUGGCCAUUUCUACCCAGGUAUCAUGGAGCGCCGAAGAAUUAUGCACGAAAACCCUCUUUUCAACCAUUUCGACGAAGCUGAAUUAUCUCGUGAAGCUCUACGCAAAAGAAUUGUACAGCAAAUCGCUGCUAUUUAUCCUAGUGCUGGGUUAAAUUAUAAAGUAGUAAAAGAAGAUUACACUAAAAAACUUGAACUUUUAUACGGAAUGGCUGACUAUGACAUUGCUCUUGCAGUCAGGCUUUUAGUCCAUUUAGUGCUUUAUACUGACACAGUGACCAACCUUGGCACUGCAAAACAUUUGAAUCUGGUCGAUAGAGCUUACAAUUUACAAGAUUAUGGCUCUUUUGGAAUGACUGAGCUAGGUCAUGGAUCUAACGUCGCUAGUGUAGAAACAACAGCUGUUUAUGAUCAUAGCACCCGUGAAUUUAUUUUGAAUUCCCCUACAGCUACUUCAGCUAAAUGGUGGAUCGGUGCUAUAGGGAAAACAGCCAAUAUGUCAGUCAUUUUUGCACAGUUAUUCGUAGACAAUAUUAAUAAAGGUGUACAUGCCUUUGUGGUCCCAAUCAGAAAAAACGACGCUUCCCACGAAACUUUCCCAGGUGUUGUCCUUGGAGACUGUGGUAAAAAAAUUGGCUUAGAAGGUAUUGAUAAUGGCUUUAUUUUGUUCAAAAAUUACAGAAUACCUUAUGACUGCCUUCUCGAUAAAUUCAGUUCCAUCAAUCCAGAAGGAAAAUUCAAAAGCGCAAUAAAAAAUAAAGAAAAAAGGUUCGGAAUUAUGAUAGCUGGACUUGUAGGAGGCAGAGUUUCCUGCACCAGUGGGUGUGAGCAAGAUAUGAGGAAUGGCUUGACCAUAGCUUUAAGAUUUUCUGCAGUUAGAAAACAAUUCAGUGGGCAGGAAGGACCUGAAUUGCCUGUAUUAAAUUAUCCUUUGCAGAGAUAUAGACUGAUUCCUCAUUUAGCAAAAACUUUUGCCACAAGAGCGUCGGUUAUUUAUUCGUUGGGGACUAAUAUUAAUACGUUUUUUAAGAGAUUGGAAGAAGAUCCAGAAUGUUUGGAAGUCAAUGAAUUUCAUGCAGUUUUGUCGGCGCUGAAGGUGGUGACGUCAUGGUAUGGGAUUGCGUGCUUACAAGAGUGCAGGGAGGCUGUAGGCGGCCUGGGAUAUUCAAGCUAUGCACAGCUGGGAAGGAUUAGGAAUAAUCAAGAUGUCAUGGCGACUUGGGAAGGGGAUAAUUCAGUCCUUAUUCAGCAAGCCGGAAAAUUCUUAUUCUAUUUAAAAGAUGCAUCCUAAAAAUAUAAGCAGGCAAUUUCUUAUCCAUAUAGAAAAAUCAACACGAUUUUUAUCUUAUUUAAGUUUUUUUUCUUAAUAAGUAUAUUUAAACAAGUCCAAAAGACUUUCAAAGGCCAAAAAAUCCAAGCCAAAACCCUAAAAUUCCUAAAAACUGACAUCAAUGAAGUCAACUUAUUCAAGCCAAAAUUCGAAAAUUCCGAACAGCUAGAAAACGAAGCUGUCCUUCUCGAAAUCAUUGAGUACCGAGUCAAUAUUUUGCUUCACCAAAGUUUAUUAAAACUCCAAGAAAAUACAAUGACAUCAAUCGAUAUGAUUGACGCUUGGAAUAAAGCCCAAGUUUAUUAUAUCCAAGAACUCUCCAAAGCCUAUGGAGAAUUAAUUUUAACCAACGAUUUCUUGAGAUUUGUAAAUGAGCUCGCUGCAAAAGACCAAGUUUUAGGGAAAAUUUUCAGAAAAUACUGGCUGCUCUAUACAAUUGGAGUAAUUGAGAAAUCUUUAGUGACACUAAUGGAGAAUGUUUUUAAUGCCACGCAUGUAAAAGCGAUAAGGGAAAGCAUUAUGAGGCUUUGCAAUGAGCUGGCAGAGGAUAGCAUUCAAGUGAUUGAUGCACUGGCAACUCCUGAUUUGGUGCUUGGAUCGGUUCUGGGUGUAUCUGAUGGCCAAAUCUAUAAAAAGAUGGUCGAAACAGUUGAAAAAGGAAAGAGGGUUUAUGAAAAGCCGGAGUGGCUGCCACUUUUGUUGAAGGUCAAGGGCAUUAAAAAUUAUUCUGGCAGAUUUGAUUAGAAUAGCACUGAUAUCAGGAUUGUAGACCUAUUAUAAUAAAAAAUAGAUAGAAAUGUUUUAUUGGAUAGUGAAAAAUUAAACGUGAAAUAGUAUAA